AAAUGUACUUACUGUAUUUCCAGCUAAGAAUGUAGUUGGAGUCUCAUGCAUGACCACUGCAUAUGUGUGAAUACCUGCAGUUUAUCAUGUUAUACAAUGUAUACAAUGUAAAACUCAGGGAGAAUUGUUUGUUAUUUUAUAAACGGUCCCAUUUGUAUGGAAUUGUUUUAGAAGUAAAUGGUUUUUUUUAAUUAUUGGUCUGUUUUCAGAUUUUUUUUCAUUCUUGCAAACUAAGAUGUGAGAUUCCCACCAUGUUCUAAUAUUUAUUUCUGUGGUUUGAAUGCAUUCUCUCUUCUGAGAAUUCACAAUGCCUAAUUGGUUUCAUUAGAGGUGUGAACGUUCAUAAAAAGCUGUCUCCACCCAGUGACUACGCCUUGUACAAGGUGAACGUUUUCCAGCUUGUAUGAGUCAUAUGGGAGUACAUGUGUGCAUAGUUUUACCCUAUUUUAUAACCAUUUCUUUUGAUUUCCUCCCAUCAGUUUAGAAUUAGGGAGAGGUUUGUUUUUGUUAUGUGACCCUGCCUCCAAUGCAGAACAGGUAGUGAUGCUGAAGCUUUAUGAGGUAUGCGUUUGUCCUGGUUAAACCAGUUGGUCCACUCUUCAAGUGUAUUACUUGCUGCAGUGAGAAUAUCAUAAACAGUGAGAAGAGGACAGAGGUAAACGCGGUCUCAUCUAGUGAAAACUACUUUCAGCAUGGCACUUUAUCACUGCUGACACUGAACAAGGAUUGUAGCUCAAAGGGAUACAAGAUGAACAUGGGAGCACCUGGUACCUCUACGAUUACGCAUGUUUAAUACAGAGGGUGUGGUUAACAAGGUGAGGUUUGAGAUUGAGGCUCUUCUUUGCCAUAAAUAUAUACUAGUGAUAUGGCCCUUCGAAGAAGCUAUUCUGACAGCUUGCUACUAGAAGAUGACAAUGUGUCUGUAGAGGGUUUGGAAUACACAGACCUGCACUUUCAUGAAGAUGACGAAAUUGUGGGUGCAAGUCAUCAGUUUGCACUAAAGAGGAAUGAACCAAAGAAGAAUGAAGCUGUGGACAUUUUAAUGUUGAUUGAUAAUGACAAAGAGAUAUCGAAACAUGGUUUGAAAUCCAGCAAGAGCUUGGAAAGCCUGGAUAUCAAAGCUCCAAAUGAGGUGUGGAAGGAUUCAUAUGACAGGCUCUUCAAUGCUAAAGUCAAGAAAUACAUGAAAGGAAAUAAAACUCUUAAGGAAAACAGACAUGGCGUACACAAUGGGCCAGUGACAAUCCAGACACUUGACCGCAAAAGCGGGCAAGUAAAUGUUUCUGCUUUACUUGAGAAUGCAGAUCGAAUGCGUCUUACUUCAUAUGAAACAGAGUUUGGCGAUCAAGCAGGGCCAUUCAAGCAGGGCCAUUAUGAUGCCAAGGAUUUUACGGGUGAAUAUGACUCCGAAAUGUUAGUACAGGGAUCUGACCUGCUGAGAUCAGCAAAGCUCAAAACCAGUAUUUCAAAAGAUGUUCCAUCGCAUCAUUUCACAAAGAACUUGACCACUGUUGAUAGGGAAAUCAACAAAAGUGGAGGAACAUAUACAGAUCCAAAAAUAGAUGUUGGUAUUAAUGCACCAGAUUCAAAUCUUACACUGUCAAAUACUCAAGGAUCUCCUGUGAUGCACCUCACAAAAGGACAUUUCAAAGGCCCAAAAGCAGUGCUUAAUUCUUCUGAUAUGGAUAUGGAUGUACCAUCGGGUAAUGUCAAGAAGCCAAAAUUUAAACUGCCAAAGUUUAGCCUCUCUGGAAACAAGAAUACAGACAUCAGUUAUGAUGGAAGUAUUAAGGGGUCAAAUCUGGCAUAUCCUGAAGUAACUGCAGGUCUUAAUGGCUCAGAUUUACAAAUUGAUGGACCAAAGGCUGAUUUCAGAGGUUUAAAAGCAGACCGUCCAGACAUUGAUUCACCAGAUAUCACAGCACUUGACAUGGAUGUUGAUAUUCCUGAAGGUACAUUUAAAGGACCAAAUUUCAAGAAACCUAAUCUUGACUUAAAUGCCCCUAAUCAUAAACAUGACAUAAAUGUUCCUUCUGGUAAUCUUAAACUGUCAAAAAUUGGCUUCUCUGGUAGCAAGCCAGACGGACCUGAUAUUAAAUUCAAAUCUCCAGACCUGAAUCUCAAAAGCCCCAAAAUUAAGGGAGGAAUCGAUACCCCAGACAUAGAUCUGAAUCUGCCUCAAACUGAUUUGAAAAGCAUGAACCUAGAUAUAAAAUCACCUGAGAUUGAUGUUAAUGGCCCAUCAGGUAAAUUGAAUGUGCCAAAGCUAAAGAUGCCCGGUUUUGGCCUGUCAGGUUUGAAGGAGCCAUAUAUGAACAUGGAUGCUGACAUUGAUAAGCCAGACCUCAAUCUGAGUGCAUCAACUCCCAGACUAAAUGCAGGGAUAAACAGUCCUGAUAUUGACAUUCACGGACCUAAUCUCAAAGGUCAAAAAAUCGAUCUUGCGCAUCCAGACUUGGACAUGCCAUCUGGAAAAAUGAAAAGGCCAACUUUCAAGAUGCCCGAUUUUGGUCUCUCAGGACCUAAAAUGAAAAGGCCCGACUAUGAUCUGACGACUCCAGACAUGGAUCUUUCAGUCCCAAAGUUAAAGGCAGAUUUUAAUUCACCAAAUAUCACAGCACCUGAUGUGAAUGUUGAUUACCCUAAAGGGAAAAUUCAAGGACCAAAUUUGAAGACACCCAAUAUCAACAUGAAUUCACCUGACCUUGACAUAAAUACUCCUUCUGGUAAACUGAAGAUGCCAAAAUUUGACAUCUCUGGUAAAAAAGCAGAAGGACCAAAUCUUAAAAUCAGAUCUCCAGACCUGAAUCUCAAAAGCCCCAAAAUAAAGGGAGGAAUCGAUACCCCAGACAUGGAUCUGCCUCAAGCUGAUUUAAAAGGCCCAAACCUGGAUAUAAACUCACCUGAUAUUGAUGUCCAUGGUCCCUCAGGUAAAUUUAAUAUGCCAAAGCUAAAGAUGCCCAGUUUUGGCCUGCCAGGUUUGAAAGGGCCACAUAUGAACAUGGAUGCUAAUAUUAAUCAGCCCGAUCUUAAUUUGAGUGCAUCAACUCCCAAAAUAAAUGCAGGGUUAAACAGUCCUGAUAUUGACGUACAUGGACCUAAUGUUGAUUUCAAAGGUCCAAAAACAGAUCUUACAUUUCCUGACAUGAACAUCCCAUCCGGUAAAAUAAAAGGUCCCACUUUCAAGAAGCCUGACUUUGGUCUCUCAGGACCCAAAAUAAAGACUCCUGAAUAUGAUCUAAAAACCCCUGAAAUGGAUCUGUCAGCUCCAAAGUUUAAGGCAGACUUUGAUUCGCCAGAUAUCACAAACCCAGACUUCAAUGUUGAUAUCGCUAAAGGGAAAAUUAAGGGACCAAAUUUCAAGAAACCCCAUCUUGAUGUGAAUGCACCUGACCUUGAUGUAAAUGCCCCUUCAGGUAAACUGAAGCUGCCCAAGUUUGGUAUCUCUGGUAGUAAGCCAAAAGUUAAAUCACCAGACCUAAAUCUCAAAAGCCCCAAAUUUAAGGGAGGAAUCGAUACUCCAGACAUGGAUCUGAAUCUCCCUCAAACUGAUUUGAAAGGCCCGAACCUAGAUAUUAAAUCACCUGAUAUUGAUGCUCAUGGCCCUUCAGGUAAAUUGAGUAUGCCAAAGCUAAAAUUGCCCAGUUUUGGCCUGUCAGGCUUGAAAGGGCCACAUGCGAAGAUUGAUGCUGACAUUGAUAAGCCCAACCUUAAUCUGAAUGCAACAACUCCCAAACUUAAUGCUGGGAUAAAUGGUCCAGAUUUUGAUAUUCAUGGACCUGAUACUAAUUUUAGUGGUCCAAAAACAGAUCUCGCACUUCCAGACAUAGACAUGCCAUCUGGAAAAAUGAAAAUGCCUACUUUCAAGAUGCCUGAUUUUGGUCUCUCAGCACCAAAAGUAAAGACACCUGAAUAUGAUCUGAAGACUCCUGAAAUGGAUCUGUCAGCUCCAAAGUUUAAGGCAGACUUCGAUUCCCCAGAUCUCAACAUUGUAAGCCAUAAGCCAGGGAUCACAGCACCUGACAUGAAUGUUAAUUUCCCAAAAGGAAAAAUUAAAGGACCAAAUUUCAAAAAACCUGACCUUGACAUAAAUGCACCUGAUCUGAAGGGAAACAUAAAUUCCCCUUCAGCUAAGCUGAAGCUGCCAAAAUUUGGCUUCUCAAGUAGCAAGCCAAAAGGACCUGAUCUUAAAAUCAAAUCUCCAAAGCUGAAUCUCUCUAACCCAAAAAUGAAGGGAGGAAUCAGUUCCCCAGACAUGGAUCUGACUCUGCCUAAAACAGAUUUAAAAAGCCCAAAUGUAGAUAUCAAAUCACCUGAUAUAGAUUUGAAUGGUCCUUCAGGCAAAUUUAAUAUGCCAAAGAUGCCCAGUUUUGGCUUGUCAGGUUUGAAAGGACCACACAUGAAUAUGGAUGCUGAUAUUGAUCACCCCGGCCUCAAUCUGAGCACAUCAACUCCCAAACUAAAUGCAGGGAUAAAUAGUCCUGAUUUUGACAUCCAUGGACCUGAUGUUGACCUCAAAGGCCCGAAAACAGAUCUUAAACUUCCAGACAUGGACAUGCCAUCUGGAAAAAUGAAAAUGCCAACUUUCAAGAUGCCUGAUUUUGGUCUCUCUGGACCCAAAAUAAAGACACCUGACUAUGAUCUAAAGACCCCGGAAAUGGAUCUUUCAGCUCCAAAGUUUAAGGCAGACUUUGAUUCACCAGAUCUAACGGCACCGGACAUGAAUGUAAAUUUCCCUAAAGGUAAACUUAAAGGACCUAAUUUCAAGAAACCCAAUCUUGAUAUAAAUGCACCUGACCUUGACAUUGGUGCCCCUUCAAACAAAUUUAAAUUUCCAAAAUUUGGCUUUUCUGGUAGUAAGCCAAAAGGCCCAGAUAUUAAAGUCAAAUCUCCAGACCUGAAUCUCAAAAGCCCCAAAAUAAAGGGAGGAAUCGAUGUCCCAGACAUGGAUCUGAAUCUGCCCUCAUCAGAUUUAAAAGGCCCGAACCUAGAUAUCAAUUCACCUGAUAUUGAUGUUAAUGGUCCCUCAGGUAAAUUGAACAUGCCAAAGCUAAAGGUGCCUAGUUUUGGCCUGUCAGGUUUAAAAGGGCCACAUUUGAACAUGGAUGCUGAUAUUGAUAAACCAGACCUCAAUCUGAGUGCAUCAACUCCCAAACUACGUGCAGGGUUAAAUAGUCCUGAUAUUGAUGCUCAUGGACCGAAUGUGGACCUUACUAUUCCAGACACUGAUAAAACUUCUGGAAAAAUAAAAAUGCCCACUUUAAAGAUGCCCAAGUUUGGUGUCUCAGGACCAAAAUUAAAGACGCCUGACUAUGAUUUGAAGACCCCGAACAUGGAUCUGUCAGCUCCAAAGUUUAAGGCAGACUUUGAUUCUCCAGACCUGAAUCUCAAAAGCCCCAAAAUAAAGGGAGGAAUUGAUACCCCAGAUAUGGAUCUGACUCUACCUCAAACUGAUUUGAAAGGCCUAAACCUAGAUGCCAAAACACCUGAUAUUGAUAUUAAUGGACCUUCAGGUAAAUUGAAUAUGCCAAAGCUAAAGAUGCCCAGUUUUGGCCUGUCAGGUUUGAAAGGGCCAAGUAUGAAUAUGGAUGCUGACAUUGAUCAGCCCAACCUUAAUUUGAGCGCAUCAACACCCAGACUACAUGCAGGGAUAAACAGUCCUGAUAUUGAUGUACAUGGACCUAAUGUUGAUCUCAAAGGUCCAGGAACAGAUCUUACUUUAUCAGAUAUUGACAAGCCUUCUGGAAAAAUGAAGAUGCCCAAUUUAAAGAUGCCUAAGUUUGGUGUCUCAGGACCAAAAGUAAAGACGCCUGACUAUGAUCUAAAUACCCCUGAAAUGGAUUUGUCAGCUCCAAAGUUUAAGGCAGACUUUGAUUCCCCAGACAUCAACAUUAAAGGUCAUAAGCCAGAUAUCACAGGUCCAGACAAGAAUGUUGAUUUCCCUAAAGGUAAAUUUAAAGUACCAGACAUAAAGGCACCCAAUAUUGACAUGAAUGCACCUGACCUCGACCUCAAAGCACCUUCAGGUAAAUUAAAGCUGCCAAAAUUUGGUUUUUCAGGUAGUAAGCCAAAGGGCCCAGAUCUCAAAAUCAAAUCUCCAAAGAUGAAUAUCACAAGCCCCCAAAUAAAGGGAGGAAUCAAUACUCCAGACAUGGAUCUGACUCUGCCUCAAACUGAUUUAAAAGGCCCAAAUCUAGAUUUCAAAUCACCUGAUAUUGAUGUUAAUGGCCCUUCAGGUAAAUUUGAUAUGCCAAAGGUAAAGAUGCCCAGUUUUGGCCUGUCAGGUUUGAAAGGACCACAUAUGAAUGUGGAUGCUGAUAUUGAUCACCCCGACCUCAAUUUGAGCACAUCAACUCCCAAACUAAAUGCAGGGAUAAAUAGUCCUAAUAUUGAUGUACAUGGACCUAAUAUCGAUCUUAAAGGUCCAAGAACAGAUCUAACUCUUCCAGAUUUUGACAAGCCUUCUGGAAAAAUAAAGAUGCCAAAUUUAAAGAUGCCUAAGUUUGGUGUCUCAGGACCAAAAAUAAAAACGCCUGACUAUGAUUUGAAGACCCCUGAAAUGGAUCUGUCAGCCCCAAAGUUUAAGGCAGACUUUGAUUCUCCAAACCUGAAUCUUAAAAGCCCCAAAAUAUCGGGAGGAAUUGAUACCCCAGAUAUGGAUCUGACUCUGCCUCAAGCUGAUUUAAAAGGCCCGAACCUAGAUAUCAACUCACCUGAUAUUGAUGUCCAUGGCCCUUCAGGUAAAUUUAAUAUGCCAAAGCUAAAGAUGCCAAAUUUUGGCCUGUCAGGUUUGAAAGGACCACAUAUGAAUGUGGAUGCUGAUAUUGAUCAGCCAAACCUUAAUCUGAGCGGAUCGACUCCCAAACUAAAUGCAGGGUUAAAUAGUCCUGAUAUUGAUGUACGUGGACCAAAUGUUGAUCUCAAAGGUCCAGGAACAAACCUUACUUUACCAGAUAUUGACAAGCCUUCUGGAAAAAUGAAAAUGCCUACUUUAAAAAUGCCAAAGUUUGGUGUCUCGGGACCAAAAGUAAAGACACCUGAUUAUGAUUUGAAAACCCCUCAAAUGGAUUUGUCAGCUCCAAAGUUUAAGGCAGACUUUGAUUCCCCAGACCUGAAUAUUAAAGGUCAUAAGCCAGAUAUAACAGGUCCAGACAUGGAUCUUGACAUGAAUGCGCCUAGCCUCAAAAUCAAUGCCCCUUCAGGCAAACUGAAGAAGCCAAAAUUUGGGUUAUCAGGUAGUAAGCCAAAAGGCCCAGAUCUUAAAAUCAAAUAUCCAAAGCUGAAUUUUAAAAACCCGAAAAUGAAGGGAGGAAUAGAUGCCCCAGACAUGGACUUGCCUCAAACUGAUUUAAAAGGCCCAAACCUAGAUAUCAAAUCACCAGAUGUUGAUAUUAAUGGCCCUUCAGGUAAACUGAAUAUGCCAAAGUUAAAGAUGCCCAGUUUUGGCCUGUCAGGUAUGAAAGAACCACAUAUGAAUGUGGAUGCUAACAUUAAUAAGCCUGACCUUAGUUUAAAUGCAUCAGCUCCUAAACUAAAUGCAGGGUUAAGUCGUCCUGAUAUUGACUUAAAUGGACCAAAUGCUGAUUUUAAAGUCCCCAAAACAGAUCUUACUCUUCCAGACAUUGACAAGCCUUCUGGAAAAAUGAAAAUGCCCACUUUGAAAAUGCCCAAGUUUGGUAUCUCUGGGCAAAAAACAAAGACACCUGACUAUGAUUUGAAAACCCCUGAAAUGGAUCUAUCAGCUCCAAAGUUUAAAGCCAACUUUGAUUCCCCAGACCUGAAGAUUAAAGGUCAUAAACCAGAUAUCACAGGUCCAGACAUGAAUCUUGAUUUCCCAAAAGGUAAAUUUUUAGGACCUGACUUAAAGACACCCGAUCUUGACAUGAAUUCACCUGACUUUGAUAUAAAUGGCCCUUCAGGUAAAUUUAAGAUGCCAAAAAUUGGCUUCUCGGGUAGUAAGUCAAAUGUUCCAGAUCUUAAAAUCAAAUCUCCUGACCUGAAUCUCAAAAGCCCCAAAAUGAAGGGAGGAAUCAAUACCCCAGACAUGGAUCUGACUCUGCCUCAAACUGAUUUGAAAGGCCCAAACCUAGAUAUAAAUACACCUGAUAUUGAUGUUAAUAGGCCUUCAGGUAAAUUGAAUAUGCCAAAGAUAAAUACGCCAAAUUUAAAUACAGGGAUAAAUGAUCCUGAUAUUAACAUCCGUGGUCCUAAUGCUGAUUUCAAGGGUCCAAAAUCCAAUCUUGUAUUUCCAGACAUGGACAUGCCUUCUGGAAAACUAAAAAUGCCCAACCUCAAGAUGCCUGAUGUUGGUUUCCCAGGACCGAAACUCAAAACAUCAGGUUAUGAUCUGAAUAACCCUAAAAUGGAUGUGUCAGCUCCAAAGUUUAAGGCAGACUUUGAUUCACAAGAUCUCAGCAUCAGAGGUCAUAAGCCAGACAUCACAACCCCAGAUUUGAAUGUUGAUUUUCCUAAAGGUAAAAUUAAAGAACCAAAUUUCAAGAAACCCAAUCUUGAUUUGAACACUCCAGACUUUGACAUCGAUGCACCUUCAAGUAAAUUUAAACUGCCAAAGCUAGGCUUUUCAGACAGCAAGCCAGAAAUACCUGAUCUUAAAGUCAAAUCUCCAAAGCUGAAUUUCAAAAGCCCCAAAAUAAAGGGAGGAGUCGAAACCCCAGACAUGGAUCUGACUCUGCCUCGGUCUGAUUUGAAAGGCCCAAACCUAGAUAUCAAAUCACCUGAUAUAGGUUUUAAUGGCCCUUCAGGUAAAAUGAAUAUGCCAAAGUUAAAAAUGCCCAAUAUUGGCCUGUCAGGUGUAAAAGGGCCACAUAUGAAUAUGGAUACUGAUAUUGAUCAGCCCGACCUUAAUCUGAGUGCAUCAGUUCCCAAAUUAAAUGCUGGGAUUAUUCGUCCUGAUAUUGACAUUCACGGUCCUAAUGUUGAUCUGAAAGGUCCAAGAACAGACCUUACACUUCCGGACAUGGACAUGCGAUCUAGUCAAAACAAAAUGCCGGCUUUUAAGAUGCCUGAUAUUGGCUUCUCAGCACCCAAAGUAAACACACCUGACUAUGAUCUAAAAACACCUAAAAUGGACCUCUCAGCUCCGAAGAUUAGAACAGAAUUUGAUUCCCCAGACUUCAGUAUCAGAGGUUAUAAGCCAGAUAUCACAGCCUCAGAUAUGAAUGUUGAUUUCCAUAAAGGCAAAAUAAAAGGACCAAAUAUCAAGAAACCCAAUGUUGAUGUCAACGCACCAGACUUUGACAUUGAUGCACCCUCUAGGAAGAUGAAACUCUCAGGAAACAUGCCACAAGGAACAAAUCUUAAAUUCAGUUCUCCAAAGAUGAAUCUUAAAACCCCUCAUAUUCAAGGAGGAAUUGAUAGCCCUGAUUUUCAUGGCCUGGGGUCUGAUGUUGAUUUUGGUACCUAUACACAAAUGCAUGCUAACAGCUUUGCAGUCCCAAGAAGUAAAACAAUGGCAACCAAAACGUAUGGGCUUGAUGCUCCCUCAAGAGACGUCAGAAUACAGACUCAUCAGAAAUAUAGUGCCCCAGAAUUUAACAUGCAGGACCCCAAUUAUGACUUGAACAGAGACAUGAAAGUUUCAGGAAAAGCUCAGAGGCCUACAAUGCAAAAACAUGUCUCUGGUCAGAGCAGAAUCUCUGGAUUGGGCCCAACAUCUUCAGAUGUUUACUACAAUGAUAUGUCUGGGCCACUCAUGUCAGGACAUCGUAAAACAAAAGCAAGUAAUUUUGAUAUUGAUGGCAACUGGAACAAUACAUCAUUGCCUAAACUUCAAGUUUCAAGAAAUAGAGAAAAUGCAGCUGUGAGGAAUCCAAAUAUGGGAAUGAAUACCAUGCAAAGAUCAGGUGAUAAUGCUGGUGGUUAUAGGAAGAUGGGUCCUACACGUUAUUACACUACUGAUGAUAUAUGCUACACUUACAAAGGGAUCCCUAGAAAAGAUGGAUGGGGCAACGGGCAAAUAGAUCAUAAUCGCAGACAGACAAUGAGACACCUGCAAAUACAUGCAAUGGAUCUGGAGGUUCCAGAUAGCACUUUGAAAGGGUCAAAAUUUAAUGUUCUUAAACUAAUAUAGUAAGAUCAUUAAAAUUAAGGGAUGUGGGAGACAAGAAUAAGCUUGUCCAUGGCAAUCACAUUUACAGGGCUGAUAAGAAUAGCAUAUUAAAAACUAUGAAAAUGUUAUAUUUAUAAUGUUAACAUAAACCUGCACUUACAGUAUCAUAGAUCAUUAGGUUAUUAUAUAAGUUUGAAAAGAGUUAUAUAUAUAUAUAUAUAUAUAUAUAUAUAUAUAUAUAUAUAUAUAUAUAUAUAUAUAUAU
Puntigrus tetrazona (Sumatra barb) is the source of this 10333-nucleotide messenger RNA. Its product is annotated as ATP-binding cassette sub-family C member 10-like. Gene Ontology annotation, biological process: transmembrane transport; regulation of RNA splicing. Gene Ontology annotation, molecular function: ATP binding; ABC-type transporter activity; ATP hydrolysis activity. Gene Ontology annotation, cellular component: nucleus; cytoplasm; membrane. The coding region runs from base 866 to 10090 and encodes 3074 amino acids. NCBI's taxonomy places the organism in Eukaryota, Metazoa, Chordata, Actinopteri, Cypriniformes, Cyprinidae. The transcript is spliced from 6 exons. The record is from RefSeq and is a predicted model, not a curated record.